UAUCGUACGCUCAGUUUGUUUAUAUCUAGAGGGACGAACGCACAUUGUUAUCAUAACAAUUGUUAACGGUAAUUGCUCAAUAAUAAUAAUAUAUUCAUUAUUGUGACUGUGAUGCGUGAAAUGGACAUGGAUAUGUGCAAUACGCUGUCUUCACCAGAAGGUCUACAGGACUGGCACACAGACUUCGACGGCUGGGAAUGCAGGUUCAAUGCCAGCGUCCGUUUGUCAAGAUCACAUUCGAAACGUCAAGAAAACGACCAGGAAAGAUGCCAAAACUGCUCCAAGGAACAGAAAACUCAAAACACGCACGAAACACAGCCAAGUCUUGAAAACUUUGUAAAAACACAGCCAAGUACAGAAAAACCAACACUCCACGAAUUUAUUGUGAAUGGACUAUUAAUUGCAAAGAAAAGGAAAGAAAAUAAAAAUAAGACUGAUUUUUUAAGUAUUUUUAAGGGUAAUGAAGAUUUUACGCACUACGAUUAUGUAUUAUUGACAACUGUUAAGGAAAAUGGGAGGAAACAUUUUUAUAAAUAUACCUUAAGGUCUAAGAUUUGAUACAUUUGUUUUAUUGAUACCUAUGCC
Messenger RNA from Leguminivora glycinivorella, 585 nucleotides. RefSeq lists its product as uncharacterized. The transcript has 3 exons. The coding region runs from base 112 to 558 and encodes 148 amino acids. The record is from RefSeq and is a predicted model, not a curated record. NCBI's taxonomy places the organism in Eukaryota, Metazoa, Arthropoda, Insecta, Lepidoptera, Tortricidae.